Molecule: messenger RNA, 516 nt
Organism: Rhodofomes roseus
Lineage: Eukaryota; Fungi; Basidiomycota; Agaricomycetes; Polyporales; Fomitopsidaceae
Exons: 1
Source: RefSeq, a predicted model, not a curated record
AAGAACAGGAUUGAGGGAGAGACAAUAUGUAAAGGCUGGUGCCGGCUUGGGAAAGAGACCAAACCUAGAGAUAUAAUAAGCAUGCUAAGAAAACAGACCUACAACAACAGCAUAGCAUACGAGAAAAACUCGGAGAAGAUGACAGAGCUAGCAAAGGACUACCACAACAACCUACAAAGCGCGGGGAUAGAACCUGACACGGCAAAGAGAGAACAAUGCACCAAAGAGGUACUGAGCCACAUAACCGCAAAGCCUACAGAGGAACAACGCGAAGAGCUAGAACAACCGAUCACGGAAGACGAGAUUAAAGAGGCACUCAAACACUCGAAGAAAGACAGUGCCGCAGGAAUAAACGGACUUACAUACGAGUUCUGGGCCGACAUCUACAAACAAUGUGAGAAAGAGAAAGACGACAAGAAUGAGGACGCCUUUGACAUCAUCAAGAUACUCAAAGCAGCUUUUAAUGACAUACAGAAGAACGGGGUAGACCCGAGCACAAACUUUGCCAAAGGAUGG